UAAGAGAUAAUAAUCAUUAAAAUAAUAGUUAAAAAACCUUAUUCGAAACACUAUUAUUGAAAGUUAGGCCCUAAAACCCCAUUCGGUGCUGCCUCAACCCAGACAGCGUUUCUGCGACCAACAGCUACAACAGUUUUUCCCAACUCCGAACUAAUCGAAGAAGAUGACUCGCGGCAUAAAACACCGUCAGAAAGCCAAGAGCAAGAAGAAGGGCUCGAAGAAAGAGGGUGGUUCUUCUUCAUCUUUGGCGCCAGAAAUUCCAGCGAAGGUGUGGCAACCGGGCGUGGAUAAGUUAGAGGAAGGUGAAGAGCUUCAGUGUGAUCCUUCUGCUUACAAUUCUCUUCAUGCCUUUCACAUUGGAUGGCCAUGUUUGAGCUUUGAUAUUUUACGCGACUCUUUGGGCUUGGUUCGAACAGAAUUUCCCCACACAGUAUAUUUCAUGGCAGGGACUCAGGCAGAGAAACCUUCUUGGAAUUCUAUUGGAAUUUUUAAAGUAUCAAAUAUUACUGGAAAGAGACGUGAGCCAGUGCCUAAACUUGGAACUGAUGACACUGAAAUGGAUGGUGAGGAUAGUGACAGUGAUGAUGAUAGUGAGGAAGAAGACGAAGGUGGUGCUCAGGGUCCCAGUUUGCAGUUGCGUAAGGUUGCUCACCAAGGAUGUGUCAACCGUAUACGCUCCAUGCCACAAAAUCCUCAUAUAUGUGCAGCUUGGGCCGAUACCGGUCAUGUACAGGUCUGGGACCUAAACUCUCACCUCAAUGUUCUAGCUGAGACUGAAACAGAAGGUGUCCAAGGAGUUGCUGCAGUUUUUAAUCAGGACCCAUUGUAUAAAUUUAAACACAAAGAUGAAGGUUAUGCUAUAGACUGGAGUCCUCUUGUUCCUGGAAAGCUUGCAUCUGGGGAUUGCAAUAAUUGUAUUUAUCUGUGGGAGCCUACAUCUGCUGGAACGUGGAAUGUUGAUAAUGCUCCAUUUAUUGGACAUACUGCUAGUGUUGAAGAUCUGCAAUGGAGCCCUACAGAAUCUCAUGUUUUUGCUUCUUGUUCUGUGGAUGGAAACAUUGCAAUAUGGGAUACCCGUUUGGGGAAGUCACCAGCUGCAUCUUUUAAGGCACAUAAUGCUGAUGUGAAUGUAAUGUCAUGGAACAGGUUGGCUAGUUGUAUGUUGGCCUCGGGGAGUGAUGAUGGGACUAUUUCUAUUCGUGAUCUCAGACUGCUCAAGGAAGGAGAUUCUGUUGUAGCACAUUUCGAAUAUCACAAGCACCCAAUCACAUCCAUUGAGUGGAGUCCACAUGAAGCCUCUUCAUUGGCAGUUUCUUCAUCUGAUAAUCAGCUUACAAUAUGGGACCUUUCUUUAGAAAAGGACGAGGAAGAGGAGGCUGAAUUUAAAGCUAAAACUAAAGAACAAGUUAAUGCUCCUGAAGAUCUGCCUCCCCAACUAUUAUUUAUUCAUCAGGGACAGAAAGACCUGAAGGAACUACAUUGGCACACACAGAUUCCUGGAAUGAUUGUAUCUACCGCUGAAGAUGGAUUCAACGUCCUUAUGCCUUCAAAUAUUCAGAGCACACUGCCAUCGAAUGGUGCUUUGUAGACGCCCCCCGUGCUAAAUUUUCAAGCAAUAAGCUGCUUCUGGUUACGAUCAUCGUCAAUCUACUUGAAUGUUGUUGAAGAAAGUUUCCUAUUGUAACUUUUUUUUCUUUUUGGUUCCUUUUGUUUUCUUCUUGGCCCGUGCUUCAAGUUUUGUGGAUUAUCUGGUUAGCUUGGUAUUCUUCACUUGAUUUUGAAUGCAAUUUUCGUGUAUGCCGUCUAAACUAAGUCAUGUAGACCAAAAGUAAAGUGGAAACAAACAGGCUAAUUUAGCCAAAAAAUUUAUUUAUAUGCUCGUCAUAAUUUCAUUAUAUUGGAAUUUUUUAGCUAAUCAAUCGUCGGAAAUUUGUUAA
Glycine soja is the source of this 1937-nucleotide messenger RNA. Its product is annotated as glutamate-rich WD repeat-containing protein 1-like. The coding region runs from base 164 to 1588 and encodes 474 amino acids. The transcript has 13 exons. The record is from RefSeq and is a predicted model, not a curated record. NCBI's taxonomy places the organism in Eukaryota, Viridiplantae, Streptophyta, Magnoliopsida, Fabales, Fabaceae. Gene Ontology annotation, molecular function: protein binding.